AAUUCUCAAACACUGGGACAGCUGACGUCAGCGAAGUUCCGAACCGCCGGUUCGUAAAAGGACAUGAGCUGUCGCCCUCUCCGCCUCCUCUGAGGGUGCUUGUCCUUGUCACCAGGGAGAGACAGAGAGCGGGGAGGAGCGGAGUGGAAGCCGCAGGGCCAGCCAGAGAGCAGCGGGCGGGCGGGGGUAUCGGACAGUUUCGCCGCAUUGCUAUUCGAUCCCCUCCGCCCGGUGACCCCCCCGCCCCCUCCCCAGCACCACUCCCCAGUGAGAGGUGGGAGUUGUCCGACUCGGUGAAUCCACCAGGCGGGCUACUACUGAGCAGGUGGACGGCUGCUUGCCUCGCUCGCUCGCUCCUAACCGGUGCGUUGUGUUCUUUUACGCGUAUGAUUGUCUUUGGUGAGGACUUUUUUUCUAUGACAUGGAGGACGAUGACAAGCUAGCCAGGUCGAGGCUGCUUUGCUAAGCCCCGACCUGACCGGGGGACUCAUUCCAACCAUCUGGAAGAAGGCAGGAGUGUCCCAACAAAAAUACAAGGAGAGGUGGAGGACGUCUUCGCCUCGUUGAAAGGCUCUCGUCUUUUUGGUUUCAUGAGGGACGGCGUCUCACCCGGGUUGGAAUCUGGAAGAAGCGCGCUUCACUAUGAAUACAGACAGCGGCGGAUGUGCUCGCAAAAGUGUCGCUGUGUCGCUCACGCUCUCGCCCAUGAAGAGGGUCCAGAGCUCGCCCAAUCUGGCCUCAGGGAGUGAUCCUCACUCAUCAGACUACAGUUCCUGGCGGUCUCGCAGCGCAACCGAUGGCCUUAAGAACGGCGACGCCAUCAGCUCGUCUCUGGCCGCCAAAGGCUUUCGCAGCGUCAGGCCCAACCUGCAGGACAGAAAGUCGCAGGGCCCCAUCUCCCUUGACUCCACAGCACGUCACUCCCCCUUUCUGAGCCACAGCUCCGAAUCUCUCGACUACCUGUCGGGCCUAAUGUCCAAGGGGCUGUCACCCAGCCCGUAUGUCACGACCGUCACCGCGUCGCCCCCCGCCUCCCCCGUGACAGUUUCGGCUCUCAGCCACUACUCCUCCUCCACGGCGGGUCUGCUUGACGAGCUGCAGAUUUGUAGCCUGGACUCACCCGGCGCCUCGCCCACGCCGUCGCCCACCCUCAGCCACGUCUCGGUCUUCACUGCCGCUGCUGCUGCCGCUGCUGGCCCCGACGACGCGCUAACUGCCGCCGCAACAGCCACUGUCACUAACGGCCAGGUGCUCUCUCACGCCAUGAACGGGGGGACGGGGCACGCCACCAGGCCGCUUUCGCCGCCAUCUUACCCGCCGCCGCCCGCCUCGCUCUGCUCAGGACUCCUGAGGCAGAGCCAGAGCUCAGAAGGUAGCGAGACGUUCACCAGAGAGUCUGUGGUGUCGGGCAACGCCAGCUUUAGUAGCACCAUGCCCAUCGCCCGCUUCUCUGAGGAGGAAACCAAGGUGUCUGUCAUCAAAGCCCCCCACUACGAAGGCAUCGGACCCGUGGACGAGUCGGGCAUUCCCAUUGCCAUCCGCACAACGGUUGAUCGGCCCAAGGACUGGUACAAAACCAUGUUCAAACAGAUCCACAAGGUCCACAAAGCGGAUGAUGACUAUUCAGAUACCUACAGUGCAACAUAUGCUAUCAUCAACAAUGAUGACUACGGUGUGCCACCCGGCGCCACCUUGGCCCACCCAGCCCCACGCACGCACACGUACAGGCCGCUCUCCAAGAGCUUGUCGGACAACAGCGGGCAGCGCCUCGCCGCCCGGGAUCCUUCGCCCUCACCCGUACCGCCUCCGCCACCGCCACCUGCACCCUCCCUGCUGCAGUUGAGGGCCAGAGACAGCGACCGUGACAGACACACGCCAGAUAUGAAUGAAUGGGGUCCUCCCGAAAGGAAAGUAGACACGCGAAAGUACCGUGCCGAGCCCAGGAGUAUUUUCGAGUAUGAGCCAGGGAAGUCCUCCAUUUUAGAGCACGAAAGACCUACCUAUGAUGACAUAGAUUUAGAGAACGAGCCUUGGUAUAAGUUCUUUUCUGAGCUGGAGUUUGGCCGCCCGCCUCCUAAAAAACGACUGGAUUAUAAUCCAGACGUCUCGGCUCGCCAGCGCAUCGAGGCAACCCUGCAGGUCGCUCCUGCGGACAAGCCCCCCGAAAGACCCGCAAGCGCUGCCAACGACUACAGAAAGAGAAGGAAGUCUGAGCCUGCUGGCUCCCAGGCAAACGCUCAGUUCUACUCUGGCCGAGCGGCAACGUCACCCAAAGCGCCCGACGCCAGCAGCUCCGCCGGCGGCACUCUCAAGAAGUCCAUCGUUCGCUCCUCGCCGUCCUCGCCCUCACGCACCAAAGGUGGGGCCGCAUGCGUCAUGUAUUCAAACACUUUGACCUCUCCGGGUCCUUGCCAGCAUUCAUCCCUGCCCCCCGUUGCUACCUGUUGCACGGAGGAGGCGCCGGCGUCAUCCUCCGAGGAGGCUCCAGCGCCUCCACCGUCCAGCAGCAAACUCAGGUCCCGUAGCUGCGACGACUUGCUGGGCGACCGUCCGGGCCAACGCCGCGCCUUUCGCUCGGAAAGCGCCGGCUCAUUGCUGUGCAGCCAACCUGACUCCAACGGGUCCAUGGGCUCGGCACCCCGCCUCCGCCGCCGGCUGCCACAUGACUCACCGGGCUUUCUCAAGCUUUACCGGAAGAUGCACCACAUCGACAGGGCCCACCUGAUCCCGUCCGAGGUGAUCCGUUCGGUCCGCACCCGCAUCCUGGAGCUGGAGCAGCAGCCCCAUCUGCACCUGCACCCGCUCUCCCCUUGGGCACCCUCUGGCGGCUCAGAAGUGCCGCGCAACAACGUGCCCAACCGCAUCUCCGCUUUUGAGAGUCUCAUCGAAAAGUCCAAAUCCAUGCCUAACUUGGGAGACAACGAGGUGGCGUCGGGCGCGACCACGCCAGGCGGCUCGUCCCGAGCGAGCAGUGGCGGUGGCACCCCUAGUUUUCCAAAACGCCGCUUCUCUAUCGAGUCUCUCCUGGAGGAGGACGACAGUGGCAAUGGGCUGCCAACUCCCGCCACGGAUCACUCGCGUAAAACUCGCAGCCCGCCUGAGGGUCAACCUCGUGUGGGGCCAGAGCCCAACCGUGCGGCCUCCUACUUGGCUCCUCCCGUCCCGCGGGUGCCGCAAGCUGACUACUCCGACAGCGAGCAGGACGCCAUCGCCUCAGACCUCAGUGACUUCAUCCAGGUGGAGGGCUCUUCGUUUUGCAGCGAGAGCGACUUUGACCACUGCUCGCUGACGUCCUCGGAGAGCUUGUACGGCUCCGCCACGCUGCACCACCACCUCCGCCAUCACCACCACCACCACCCCGGUCACCAGAGUGUUGGACAGAGCCAGGGCUACCAACAUAGACACCUCAUUAGUUCAUGCAAGGGUCGCUGCCCGGCCUCUUACACGCGCUUCACCACCAUGCUCCGCCACGAGCGACAGCGAGCGCGCCAGGACCCCCAGAGACCUCAGCCGUCAAGUCGCAGCAGCCGCUCUCUGGUCCAGAGCUCCGAGUCCCAGCAGUCCAUGUCCAAGCUGGCCUAUCUGGUCAGUCCAGUGCCUUUCCACAAGAAAAAGAGCUGCGGCGGCGGUCACAGUCGCGGAAGCAGGCCAAAAUCCAAGCAGGCCAUCUACGAAGCGCUGGACGCCGCCCUGAGGGACAUCUACGAGCACAUCCAAGCCGAGCGGGGCCGCCGAGGCGCCAGGACCCCCGACGACAGCAUCCUGAGGAGAAUACUCUCCGAGCUGCUGCCCAGCGUGCCUGAAAGAAGCUCUUCGUUGCCCGGAAGGAGGAGGUGUUGGCACGAGGCCGGCCCGGAUGGGUACACUUCGUACGAGGGCGAGCCACCCACGUCACGGUUGCAAUCUCCCCGGCUCCAGUCGCCAGUUAGUGCCUGUUACGGACGCCACUUGGAUGCCACCAACUGUAAUGAUUACGGGGAGGAGCAUGCCAAUGGAAAUGGUGUUUUUUAUUCAGACCAGGAUGUGCCCAGGAGUUAUUCCACCAUGGACGGUCGGCACACACCCCAGAGUCGAAGAGCCACACCUGACAGAGAGGUAUCCCAUAAACAGAUGACCCAACUUAUUCUGUUCUCUCUCCUCCAUCAGAAGCAGCCUGCCCGAGCUAUUUACGACUUUAAGGCGCAGACGGCUAAGGAGCUGACGUUCAAAAAAGGCGAUGCGGUCAACAUCAUCAGGCAGAUCGACAGCAACUGGUACGAAGGCGAGCACCGAGGCCGGGUUGGGAUAUUCCCGAUCGCUUACGUGGAGAAGAUGACGUCUUCGGAGAAGUCGCAGCCCAGCCGCCCGCCUCCACCCGCCCACGUCAGGGAGAUCGGCGAGGCCGUGGCUCGUUACAACUUCAACGCCGACACAAACGUUGAGCUGUCGCUCAGAAAGGGCGAAAGGGUGAUCGUGAUCCGGCAGGUGGACCAGAACUGGUACGAGGGCAAGAUCCCAGACACGACCAAACAGGGCAUCUUUCCCGUAGCCUACGUGGAUCUGCUCAAGCGCUCGCCCUCCAAAACAACCGCCCACCACCUCCACCAUGUGGACCCCCACGGAAACCAUGGCAACAGGACGCCCAUCUCCACGCCCAUCAAGCCUUCCUCCCUUCUCCCGCCUCCAUCCCCCACCCCCUCCCGCGACCACCCAUCUUCCCUGCUGUCAAGGCCUAACCUGCGGGCAGUCACCCACGAGUGGCUCUCCCUCACCGUGGAUGCCCCUCCGCCUCGCUCCCUCUCGGUCACGCCCGCGACCCCCACGCCACCCCCUCUUCCCGGUCACCUUGCGCAGUUUCUUGACAAGCCUCUCUCCGCCUCGCCCGAGUAUCUCUCCGGCGUUUUAGGUCCGCUGGCUCCUUCUCGCGGGCGUAGGGCGUGCGACCCUUUGCGCGGCGCGAAGUCGAGCGAGUUGCAGAGAGCGAUGUGGGAGUCGUCGACGUCACCUAGCCGCUUUGACGGUCAGCUCCGUGUCGCAGACCCUUACGAUGAGCCGCUGUCUGUAAUUCUGGAUGAACAAGAUCAGUCACCAAUGUGUUUCACCGCAAAACCCCAAUUUCAUGAUGCUCAGCCGGCAGCAAAACCCCGAGCAAUAAAAUCAGCAGAACGAGACUGUGUGACGGCUCACGUCCUAAAGGAAGCCCCGGUUGAGUCUCAGAGGCCUCCAUCAAAAAGAGGAAAGUCGUUUAUUGAGUUAUUCAUUCAGGAAGAAGAUGAGGAGGCUAGAGAGGAGGAGGAGGAGGAGGAAGAGGUUUUGACAGGGAAACUCAGUACACAGGCUGACGUCUGUCCCCCCGCUCACUCACCCUCUCCUCCCCCCGGCCCGCCGUCACCCUCCUCGCUGCGACCCUUGAACUCUCCCCCGUCCCGCCCCCCGCCCCUGCCCAUCUUCUCCACGUCGCCUCCCGUCUCGCCCUCUUCCUCCGCGUCCCCCCUCCACUCGCCGGAGCCCCUGACUCCCCCCCACUCCACCACAUCACCCUCGUCCACCUCCCCACCGCUCCUCACUUCCCGCCACUCCCCUCCCGCGAUUCCCCACCCGGGCCGUAGGUCCCCCAAGUUGAAGGAUCCAGUCGUGGGUGGAAAACCGCCUCGUAGCCCCGUCUUGUCUCGGAGGCCCGCUAGAGGUCGAAGGCGACUAGUCCAGGAAGCUCUCCACGGCGGGGGAGACCCCUUCCAGGCCGUGUACAACUACGCGCCGCGCAACGAAGACGAGCUGGAGCUGAGGGAGGGCGACAUUGUUGACGUGAUGGAGAGGUGUGAUGACGGAUGGUUUGUUGGGACGUCUCGGCGAAGCAAGUUGUUUGGAACCUUCCCAGGAAACUACGUGAAGCAGCUAGCGUGAAUGAUUCCUCGCCCCGCCCGCCUCCGCACACAAGUGUGUGUCUGUGUGCGUUUGUGGAUGGCGGCGCAGCUCUCACUGGCCAUCUUCAACAGAAGACCUCGUUAGUACCAAUUUUUUGUUGUUGUUGUUUUUAACUCUUUUUACUCCUGUUUUUAUGGUCACGGACAAGCCGCAAAAUGACAACGAUGAGGAAAAAAAAUUAUUCUGUGUUGGUGUGCUGCAUCACAAUUUUUUUUUUUUUUUUUGGGUUGUCGGUUUCAUACCCCAAAGACAUUCAACAAUGAAUCAUGUGCUAUAUUACAUGCGCAAAUCUCACCCGUUCACCUUCACCGCUAGCGUUGAUGCACUUUAACCAAUUUGUGUUUGUUUGUUUCAUGUCAGAGUUCACCUCAGAAAAGUGUCAGUAUCGGAGGGCUUGCCACUUUUUCAAAGUUUGUAUUUAUUAGCGCUCCAACAAUAGGGGAUGACUGUAGUAUCUUUUUUUUUUUUGCUUUAUUUAUGAUUAUUCAAUAACACAACCAAACCAAGAUAAAUCAGGAGGCAUCCCAGAGCAUUUGGAAAAUCAACAAAACCGAUCAGUUCAGCAAGUUGCUUGUACGUUUUGACAUCCAAGUGAAGAGAAGAAGCCUGCCACCAUAUGCCACUGGCGUAGAUAAAAAAAACAAGAAACAUUUAAAUAAUAUUGUAGUACUUAAAAAUAAGGCUCAGAAUAUACACUUUCAUGUUUAACUUGAAGAUUUUGUUUUUUAAGUCACGCAUACCGAAUCCAAAACCGUGAGCACAAAAGUGAGAGCCGAACCGAACCAUGGAUUUAGUGAACCAUUCCACCCCUAAUAUUUUUUUUCUUACAUUCUAAUUGCAAAUUUUCAAGGGAAAAUUCAACGAGAAAGUGUGAAUUACAUUUUGAAAUAAUGUUUUUUUUUUGGUCUUACAGUGACAAAGAUUUUUUUUUUUUUUAAUCUUCAUACGAAACACAUUUUUAAGAACUGAAAAUUGCAAAGGUUUUAGGGUUUGUUUGGGUUUUUGUGACAAAAUUUGGGGAUUUUCCAGAUUUUUAAAAAAAAAUCAGUAACAGAAAGAAGUUCUUUUUCUUUCUUUUUUCAUACAAAAAAUUGGCGAAAGUACAUUUAAAUUGCACAGUGGCGAUAUACAAUCGUGUGAUAAGCAUUUUUGUUUUUAUUAUUAUUAUUAUUACUUGUGUAACUAUUUCCAGUAAAAGACAUCUUCUGUCAGUGUAUGUCUGAACUGUUAGUUUUUUUUUUAAAUACAAAAAAAAUGUGUUUCAGAAUUGUGUUUUAACUCAAAAUUUAGUUGCCUGUUAUUUGUCAACUAUACAGUCGUGUGCUAAUUAAGACAAGCUACCAUGGAUUGUAGGCUGUCAAAUUCAGUUAUAGAGAGUACAUAAAUUGGCAGGUUUUCCACCAAGGGGCGGUCGUCAUAUAUUUAAAACCACAUUUUAGCUGAGAUGUUGCACAAAGGAUUUUUUUUUUUUUUGGACACUGACUUUCGUUGAAGCACCUUAAGAUAUAUAAUUUUUAUCAUAAAUUCACAUUGUGUUGCUCACAUUUCUGUUUGUAUUUUUUUCCAAUCAUUUUCUGUUAUCAGCAUUCACCUGCUUUAUUAAAAACACACUCUUGGCUUUAUUCAUAUUUCUUCUUUAGCCAUCGUUCUUUUCUAUCAACAGCGCCAUCUAGUGGGUGUGUUUUGACCACAAUUCUUUUUUGUGACUGAACACCGCCUUAAAAACAACAAACUCGCUUGAUAGCCAUGUAACAUGUCAAAUGCAAAAAAAAAUGGAGUGAAAACAGCUUAUUGUAAACAAAUCACACAUGCACACACAAGUGUCAAGUAUUUCUACUUUGCAUUUUACGGGGCUGUAUUAUUAUUAUAAUUAUUAUUAUUAUUAAUAAACGCUUAGAUUUAUGAUCUUA
Molecule: messenger RNA, 7814 nt
Organism: Hippocampus comes (tiger tail seahorse)
Lineage: Eukaryota; Metazoa; Chordata; Actinopteri; Syngnathiformes; Syngnathidae
Gene: sorbs2a
Product: sorbin and SH3 domain containing 2a
Exons: 29
Coding region: 643-5883 (1746 amino acids)
Cellular component (GO): plasma membrane
Molecular function (GO): protein binding
Source: RefSeq, a predicted model, not a curated record